UACUCGAGAGAAGACGUCGCCAAGCACGCCGCGCGCGACGAUCUGUGGGUGAUCAUCGACGGCAAGGUGUACGAUUUGACCGAGUACGUGGACGAACACCCGGGCGGCGCGGACGCCAUCGCGCGAAACGCGGGCGGAGACGCGACGACUGGAUUCAACGGGCCGCAGCACCCGUCGAGAGUGUUCGACAUCGUGGACGAUUACUUGAUCGGCGCGUUGAAGUGA
Ostreococcus lucimarinus CCE9901 is the source of this 225-nucleotide messenger RNA. RefSeq lists its product with no specific name. Gene Ontology annotation, cellular component: membrane; intracellular membrane-bounded organelle. NCBI's taxonomy places the organism in Eukaryota, Viridiplantae, Chlorophyta, Mamiellophyceae, Mamiellales, Bathycoccaceae. The transcript has a single exon. The record is from RefSeq and is a predicted model, not a curated record. Gene Ontology annotation, molecular function: heme binding. The annotation marks the transcript as partial.